AUGGAUAAGUUAGGAUCAAUGAAGCCUGGUCAUCUGAACAUGCGAUCUCUCAUGUCCGACUUUGCUGCAAUUAUUGACCUGAUCCAGACUGAGCGGUUCAGUAUUUUCGCUGUAAGUGAAACAUGGUUGUGCCAAGACAUUACCAAUGAUGCGGUGAGUAUCAAUAAUUACAAUCUGUUCCGUAGUACAGAGUAUCCCGCGGUGGCGGAGUAG
Messenger RNA from Acanthoscelides obtectus, 213 nucleotides. Lineage: Eukaryota; Metazoa; Arthropoda; Insecta; Coleoptera; Chrysomelidae. The record is from the annotation of a GenBank genome assembly.